Messenger RNA from Talaromyces rugulosus, 1374 nucleotides. RefSeq lists its product as uncharacterized. Gene Ontology annotation, molecular function: oxidoreductase activity. The transcript has 2 exons. The coding region runs from base 1 to 1374 and encodes 457 amino acids. The record is from RefSeq and is a predicted model, not a curated record. Lineage: Eukaryota; Fungi; Ascomycota; Eurotiomycetes; Eurotiales; Trichocomaceae.
AUGCCUAUCAGCAACGGAGCCAAACCGCAAAGGAAACAAAAAUGGUCGUACAACUUUGCAUGGACCAACCAGCACCUCACCCCAGAAACACUACAACCCCUUCGCUACGAAUACGACGAACUCGGCGCCCAAGCCCUCGACAGACUCCUCGCCAUAAAGGCACAAGAAGAGGCCGACAACAACAACAACAAAAAAGUAAGCCUCGAUCUAUACAAACUGCUCGAGCAGAACCAUACCAAAGACAAAAUCCUGGGCGAGUUCUGGGACCAAGUCCACAGCGUGCCGGAAUGGGUUGACUGGCAGCAGAUUGAACGCGGACAGCGAUUCUUCUACCGCUACGCGCUGGCCAACAUCAUGGGCUUCGCGUUUCAGGGCUUUGUCUGCGAGAACUCGGCGUCGACUGGGGUUGUUGAGGUGCUUGUCCGCACCGGCGGGUUCUCAACGCGUAUGCUCUGGGGUCGCUUGCUGGAGACGUUCCAAUGGCUACUACAGGUAACGCAAAGCAUUGACGCAGUCAAGCCUGGAGAUAAAAGUAGGAGUAGCGGCGAGGGCUUCAAAUCGACAAUUCGCGUGCGUCUACUACAUUCGUCGGUUCGCCGGCGGGUGCUGCAGCUAGCCAGUCGCCGGCCGGAGUACUACGAUAUUUCCCAAUUCGGUAUCCCUGUGAAUACGAUGGACUCGAUCCACUCAAUCACGACAUUUGCCUGCAACCCCAUGUUCCUGCAGCUGCCGAAGAUGGGCAUCCAGCCACGGCAAGAUGAGAUCGAGGACUACCUGGCCUUGUUCCGAUAUCUGGCACAUGUCAUUGGCACACCGACAGAGUACUUUUCAACACCGGAGCAGGCACGGGCUGUGAUGGAAAGUUGCUAUUUUCACGAGCUGAAUAUGACCGAGACGUCCAAAACGGUUGCCUACAACUUUGUGCGCUGUAUCGAGAGUCUGCCGCCGCCGCUCAUUAUCUCGCGAGGGUUCACCGAGGCUGGGAGUCGCUGGCUCAAUGGGCAUCAGCUGUGUGACGAGCUCGGUUUGGGGAGGCCGGGCUGGAUUUCGUAUGUUGUAUUUUCCGGUCAGUGUGUGCUGGUGAUGGUGCUUGCGUGGGCGCAGAGGUUGGUUCCUUCGUUUGACAAUUUUAUGAUUGAGUUUCUCCGAUCUCAUUUAUACUGGGCCGUCGUCGAGAGUAACGAGGGUCUAAGGGGAGGAACGAAAUUUGAAAUGAAAUAUAAUCCCCGAUUAGGAAAUAAAACUGGACGCGAGGAAGGAGAUGCUAUUGCUGGUGGUUUUGGCUUCAUCGAGUCCUUUUUUCUGUUCUGGGCUCUGCUAGCUGCAUCUGUAGUGCUGGCAGCUGGCUACUUUUUCUGGAGAAUGAUAACCUAG